Messenger RNA from Sclerotinia sclerotiorum 1980 UF-70, 1959 nucleotides. RefSeq lists its product as hypothetical. The transcript has a single exon. The coding region runs from base 1 to 1959 and encodes 652 amino acids. The record is from RefSeq and is a predicted model, not a curated record. Lineage: Eukaryota; Fungi; Ascomycota; Leotiomycetes; Helotiales; Sclerotiniaceae.
AUGGUCGAUUUUACCGAUAAUGUCGAACAAUUAAUUCGAGAAACGGAUGAAGCAUUUCAAGCCGCUGGAUUUGCUUUAGGUGAUGCAAAGGCUGCCACUAGAGGAUUUCAACAAGUCAAUAGUAGUAAUAAAGUCAGUAAGAUCACUGGUAUGGGUAUGAACACAAACAGCAUGAACAAUCUGAACAAUCCCACUAUUACCCGACAAAAUCGAUCAAUUGGAAAUAAAUCCAUCGCACGGACCAAUUCAAUCUCGAAGCGCAAUCAAAUGCAGAAUUCCAACAGUUUGAAAGAACGUCCAUUAUCAAUUGGUCUUUCUGGAAAAUCCCCAGUACCAAAAUCUAUCAUCAACUCAAAGGCAAAGAAAUCGAAUGCUCCCAAACAAAAGAAGAUAACCGUGUCGGAUAAGGCGUCGAGAAAGAGUUUACCGCAUCCACAUUCAAGCGCAAGAUGGAACCUGGGAGAUGUAACAGCCAGUAUGGCUGAUGUUUUCAAAGGGAAAUUCACCAGAUUGGAGGCCGAUGAGAUGUUAACUCCGGAUAGAUUACAACAACUUGAGGAGAAGGCGGAAAAGGCAAAGUUGGAAAAUGAAAGAAAGGCUUCAUUGGAAAAUGCUCAAAUUGAAGCCGCUCGAAUUGUUGAAACUGUGAAAGAUGUAGAUGGGAUUUCUUCAAUGGAAAAUUCACAUAAAAGAGAUGGGAUAAAAACGCUUGAUACGAAUAUCACAUCCUCAUUAUCGGACAACUCAAAUAAAAUAUCUCCAACUGAACCAUUUCAUUUGGAGAAUUUAUUACCUCGCAUCAACAAUGGCAAAACAUCCAAUUCACCUCAAACUACCAACUCCUCUUCACCACGUCCAUCUACAUCCACAGAUACAUCUGAAUCUUCGGAGAAAGAACCAAAAGCCGCUCGAAAACCAUUACCCGAUCUACCAGAUUCCGACUAUGAUGAAAUCGAUGCCCUCGAAAUUGAACAAGCAUUCGAAGAUCUUCAUUUUCCCUCUCCACCCCGCGAUCCUCCACAUUCUCCUCCCCGACUCCUACGAAGUCGAUCAAAUACAGGAAUGACCAAUCUUUUACCUACCAUUCCCGAAAUCUCCCCCCUUAACAUGAUAUCCCCACGAACGCCUAAACGAACUUUUUCUCAAGACUCGGAUUAUUCAGAAGAUUCAAGCACUUCUUCAGUAGACUACAUCCAACUCCCUUCCACACCCUAUACACUCACCUCUCCACUUUUCCGUCACGGUCCCAUCCGUCUCGAACAUGCCUAUCACCGUCACAAUCGCGAUUCCAUUUCCCCGCCUGAUCUCGAAGAAGCACUCGAUUGGACUGCAUUCCAAAUGGCCAUUUCCGGAACCAUGGACGAUGGCACAAUAGGCGCUAGCGAAGAAAGUAUCUGGGAAGCAGACGAAGCGGAAAUCGAUAGUAUCUUCGACUGGUGGAGUGGAUUCGGAUACCCUGGAAUCGGUCGUCUAGUCAAAGAAGCUCCUAUCUCGAGACGCAAACGAGGAAAAAGUCUCGCAGCUAACGAUGCGGAAAAAUGUCCCCGCAAAAAUAAAGAAGGGAGAGAUAAUCGCGCGACAACUAUUGGACUUGGACUAGGAUUUGGUCUUCCUAGCGGAAAUCAUAGUGGCAGACCUAAAACUCCGGAAUACAAGGGUGGACUAUGGGUAGAAACUAUUCGGAAUAGUGCGCCACAAUUUGUUGAGCCCAGAUCGACUCUAGGAGCGAGAAGAGGAACCAUGCUUCAAAUGCGUGUUCCGGAACCAAAAAUCGAUGAUGAGGAUCAUGAUAUCGAUAAUGAUAGUUUACCGCCUUCGCCGAUUAAUCUGGUUAAGAUUAAAGAUGAGUAUAUUCCUAUGGGAUAUAAUCUUGGACAUGAUCUGGGCGAUUUUUUGAAUUGGGAAACUUAUCAUGUGCAGAGUCUUUUUGGGGAGGAUGAGGGGAGGAAUUGUUUGUAA